CCUAGAGCGAGCUCCUCUGGCUCUCCAUAAUCCCUGCCAGAAUCCCUCAGCAAAUAUUGGUGAUUCUUUUGUUUUGUUUUUGUGCUGUGACUUUUCUGAGUGUACCAAAUAGUGGACUGCAGGACUUGACCCAUAAUAAAAAGAGAAGGAAGAUACUCGCAACUGUUAAAAAAUGCAAAUUGUCAGCGCAUUGAGCCUCGUGAGCCUUUUGGGUCUGGUCAGUGUCUACGGUUACAGCCACCCGCAACAGCCGCUGCUGAGAAACGUCAUUAAAGUGAGGGCCAGCGGUUUCAUGCCUUUCGAAUCAGAUUUACUGCUGCCGCUGGGUAUUCUUAGGCAGCUUCAGGGCAUGGAUCGCGGCUCGCGCUUCAUCGGCCACCGGCCUAAAGGCAAGUCGCAACCCAAGCCCAAGAAGCCACAGCAAGUGCGCCUGGAACGGGUCCAUCCCAUGGGAAGCAAGCACCAGCAUCCCGGCACACAUAUGUACAAUCUAAUCGACGACGAUGGCGAGCUGCUGCUCAAUCUGAGGGUCCACAACGAGCAGCAGCAGCUCAGUGACCAGGGCAAUCUUCCUGGGACUCAUAAAGCAAUCAUUCCAGGCAAUCCCCCGCUGGAGGAUCCAUCCCCCUAUGACUCGCCUUGGUUGCCAUCUAAGUGGCGACCAAUGACAGCCAGAAGAGCGCCCCUUGGGGUCACCUCUUCCUCGCCACGACCUUUGCCCCUUUACCAGUAUCUACGAGGCAGCGGCAGCAGCGGGAAUCGCCUCGAGCAAGACACGGCCAAGCGAAGACGGCACGAUUGGCCCCACAAGUAAGGCUCGGAUCUAGAUCGAGCCCCAAAUGAAGCCACCAGAGUGCACACACAAAUCAAUUUAUUCCAUUCAUAGAUGUUUCACACUGAAUCACCCAAAGCAGAAACUCAUACAAGCAUUCAGACAGAUACAAUAUACAACAACAACCUUUAAGAUUCAAAAAUAAACACAUAUACAAAAAUUCACUGCGAUAAACCAAUCUAUGAACUGGUCGUUGAGCUACCGCUAAUUUGGCUUUGAUUAUGGUAAUUUUGGUCGAUUGGUGGAGUUGAAAGUGAAACUAAAACUGAAACUGAAACUGAAACGAUUCGAAAGUGCCGAGCGUAUGAAGGAAGUCGAAU
Messenger RNA from Drosophila subobscura, 1152 nucleotides. RefSeq lists its product as uncharacterized. The coding region runs from base 173 to 814 and encodes 213 amino acids. The record is from RefSeq and is a predicted model, not a curated record. Lineage: Eukaryota; Metazoa; Arthropoda; Insecta; Diptera; Drosophilidae. The transcript has a single exon.